AUGGGAACCACAUUUUCUUCUACUAAACAAAAAUCAGCAGACUUUGAACGUCGACUAAUAAAUUAUAAAGCGACUGCAGCCUCCCUAUCGCCAGAGUGUCUAUUUGAAAUAUUUGAAUAUCUUGACAGGAACUCGCUUUAUUCUUGUCUCUUGGUCAAUAGGAGUUGGUGCAAGGUGGUUGCACCCCUGCUGUGGAGAGCACCCUUUCGAACCUCAAUCGGACCUUCCCUUGAGCCAGCCAAACUUAUUCGGACGUAUCUCAGCUGCCUCUGUGAAAGGUCGAAAUUAUAUCUUAUCAACAAUGGAGUAAGGUUACCACGGUUAAUGCCUGUCAUAUUCGAUUAUCCUUCUUUUCUACGCGAAUUGAAGUUUGUGGAUUUGUAUAAUGCUGUGUCCGAUUGGUUCGCAAAUGAGUUUUGUAAUAACGAAGAUGAACAGUCGGUUUUUCUGAGGAUCCUAGUUGCCGAGCAAUUAUUCAAAUUGUUCAUGAACCGGUGUCCAACAUUUGAAAUGCUAUCCUUAUCGGACUUGUCUCAUGAGGCGCCCAUGCCUUUGGUACCUCUUUUGGCGGGUGCGGAUCCGUGUUUGACUAGACUUAAGGCUUUCCAAUGUGUUAACAAGCACAACGGUAAGAAGGACAUCUUCCGUGCGAUGUCUCAAGUGUCAGAAAUUCUCGAGACCCUGUGGAUUGGAGGAGUUGAGCAUGAGAUGGAGGUGAAGGCUUUAGGAGUUCUAAUCAGAUCUCAGAAAAAAUUGAAAACUUUCAAGUACUCGUGGGACAACCAAACUCGUCUGCAAAUCGUGUUGGAUGAAACGCUCGGAGCCUUAAGCACACAAGCGAAAAGUCUCACCACCAUUCACUUUGAAUACUGUAAUUUUUCACAUUGUGAAUCGUUGGAACCUUUAACAACGUGUACAAACAUGGAGAACAUUCGAUUCAUACAGUGCAUCUUCCUGGAAGAGAAAUUGCAUCCGUUGGCAAAUGUCAUCUUUCAUAAUCUCAAGAAUUUGGAAUUUCAUUGUAGUUUUGUGGAUUCCUCAAGGUACUGGAUAGACAUUCGCGAUAUCGCGUCCAUUAUUAGGAAUUCGUCUAGUAGUCUUGAAAAAUUGAUCCUGCCCAAAAUUGGAAAUUCAGAGGAACUGUCAGUGGAACUUAUGAAAUCGCUUCGAUUCAGCAGAAGUAUUAGGGAAAUAAGAUUGCAAAUUAGAAACGAGGAGACCAAAGAUUUUAUGGAUUUCUUCAAUAAUAAUAAUAGGCUGGAGAAGCUUAUAUUCAUCUGUCUCGGCGAUCUGAACGUGGAAGGCCUGCUGACGCAAAUGAACCAACGAUGGCCGGACACUUUAUCAUCGUUACAGAUUAAAGGACAAUGGAUAAUUACUUCGGAAUAUUUAAAAGCUUUCCUCAAGGAUUCCAAAUGUUGCCUCAAGCAUUUGGAAUUACACUCUUCGAAUCAUUUAACCGACGACCACGUCACGGUUGUCCUGGACUAUCUGAAAGAAAUGAGGGCGACAAGGAGAUCUGGCUUAAACAAUAUGUACAUGUCUGGAGAUCGAAUAACCGAAAAAAGAGGGAACUUUUGUCUAGCACCUCUGAUCUAA
Molecule: messenger RNA, 1599 nt
Organism: Acaulospora colombiana
Lineage: Eukaryota; Fungi; Glomeromycota; Glomeromycetes; Diversisporales; Acaulosporaceae
Source: the annotation of a GenBank genome assembly